This is a messenger RNA of Brienomyrus brachyistius, 4175 nucleotides long. Its product is annotated as DENN domain-containing protein 2B-like. Bases 238 to 3612 code for a protein of 1124 amino acids. Gene Ontology annotation, biological process: positive regulation of ERK1 and ERK2 cascade. The record is from RefSeq and is a predicted model, not a curated record. Lineage: Eukaryota; Metazoa; Chordata; Actinopteri; Osteoglossiformes; Mormyridae. The transcript is spliced from 20 exons.
GGGGGCAAAACACACAUCUCCACGGAUACCAGCUCUAGCUUUCUCGUGGGGGAGGGAUUCAACUUGGAAGGUCAUGCUUAGGGAGCCGAAGUAAGAGCAGCAACAGGCGUCAUAGAAAGGAGAGGAUGGUUACAGUCUAGCCAUACAUCUGUCUGGGAAAUAUCAACAUAAAAAUGGCGUGGGAAAGGAAACAUUACCAUUUGGAGGUGAGCCGGACAUCGCAGAGCAGAGGCGACGAUGACCGCCAACAAGAGCGCCAAGGCUGCAGCGCAAGCUGGAGAAAGUAAGAUCCCUCGGGAAGUUCCUGACAGGUGCCAGUCCGCAUCCCCGCCUCCCAUUCUCUCCAAAGCAAGAGCCCCAGCUUACCCACUGAGUGACAGCGAGGACGCCCGGGAGUGGACCCGGGAGAACAGGGUCGCCGAGAACCAGCCCCUGCGCCUGAGGAACUGGAGCAAUAGGACUGACAGCCUGCGCUGUGUGUCGCUGCGAUCCACCAAUUUCCAGGCCCAGAACAGGCUCCUCAAGGCCAGGAGUGUUGCCUGCUUGGACAACAGGCUCUCCAUCUACAGGCCAGUCAGUGGCCAAGAGCAGAAGGAGAACCGGCAGGACGGCGGCCCGGCUAAGGGGGGGCUCAGCACAGGCCCUCGUGGCUGGAGCACCCUGUCCUUGGGCCCUACGUCCCAACACCACCAGCGUACUCUCUCCCUUGGCCGGCCCAGCGGGUGCUCCUCGCCUGUGGGCGUCCGCAAGAAGAUCUCCGAAUGGGAGUGCCGGAGAGUGGAUCUCCCUAGGAUGAGCCUAUGCCUAGACAAGAGGCCCAUAAGUGAGCGGAUGGGUGGCAGUGACGCUUGCCCCAGCCUCUUAUCCUCACCCUGCAGUGAUAAGACCUUUGACUUUAAAGGUGUGCGGAGGAUGAGCACCGCUUUCUCUGAGUGCUCCUACCCGGAGACGGAGGAGGAAGAACCAACCUCAGAGCGGGGCGGCUCCAACGGAGGGUCCGGAAAGAGGCCCAUCCGGACGGAUGCCGCAGGGCUUCUCUUCCGCUCCUUCUCUUCCCGCAAAGAAAAUUCCGCUGUCCUCAACCGGAUACAAAAGAUUGAGCAGGCACUGAAGGAGAGCCCCCCACCAUCCUUGCCCUGCUACCCCAGCAGCUGCUACACCCCGGACAAACUACGGCGUAAGGGGGAGCCGCAGAGCGGAUGCCCCCGAGAGCGGAGCGGAUUCCGCACCAUUACCCCAGAGCCAGAGGCCGCAGCAGUCACCUCCAGCCAGGACAGGCUGCCUGAACUCAAGCAGAGGUUCAGCAUAAGCUCAGCCAGCUCUGGCAGCCCUGAGCUGUCUCCUCCUGAUACACGGGGAGGCGUGCAGGUCAACCCCCUACCUAAACCCAAGCGCACUUUUGAGUACGAGGUCAACCGGAACCAUGAGAGCCAUAAGCCUACGUCGCCAAGCAACGGCCUACCUCCUAGCAGCCCCUCCGAGUCCCCGCCCCCAUUGCCCUCUACGCCAGCACCACCCAUGACACGAGUCCAGAAGUCAGAGGGAAGUUUCCGGAAAAAGCCUCAUGACAGAGAGUCGUGUGAGUCCGAGGAUGCCUCCAGCCUCCCUCCCUCGCCCGCGGAAAAUGGAAGCGGUUCUACGGAGAGUCGGAGCCGGCCCAGCUCAAAAAGCACUUUAGAAGAGAACGCCUAUGAGGACAUUGUAGAGUCCCCCUAUGAGGAUGUGGUUGUAAAAGGUCGGGAGCUUCGCCGGAAGCCUCGUCUGCAGCCCGAAAGUCUGCGGGAGGCACGCCACAGGACCCCGGCCCCCCAGGACGGGAAAGUCAGCACACCUUCCCAGGUGCCCAGUGCGCAGUCCCCACGUCUCCCAGGCUCUGCGAAGGACAGGAAGUACCGACGGGCAACCUGUCCGACCAAGCGGCAUGGCCAGGAUGGCACGUCGCCCGUGAGCCAGUCCACCGCCCGGACUUCCCCAUGCGGCUUGCUGGAGGAUGGCCUCAGUGGGGACACGUUGGCCUGCCAUCACCACCGGAGGGUUCCCAAGCUGGUGCAGAGGAUAAACUCUAUCUACUGUACGAAAAGAGGCAGGAAGAGACUGAAGAAGCUCACCCUGUCUGGUAUUGAAGCCCCUUCUCUAAGAGAGGAUAACAGCGAGAGUGAGAGUGACUCAGAUGACCGGUUCAAAGCUCACACGAGGCGCCUGUUAAAACUGCAGUCUAUGCUGCAACAGGCCCCCAGUUACCGCACUCUGGAGCUGCAGUUGAUCGAGUGGCAGGAACGAGAGCUGUUCGAGUAUUUUGUGGUGGUGUCUCUGAAGAAGAAGCCCACCAAGAAUUUCUACGCCCCAGAGGUCACCUACCAGUUCCCCAAGCUGGAUCAGCCCACCAAGCAGAUGAGGGAAGCGGAGCAGCGCCUCAAAGCCAUCCCACAGUUUUGCUUCCCUGAUGCCAAAGACUGGAGCCCCGUGUCAGAAUAUAGCAGUGAGACCUUCUCCUUCAUGCUGACUGGAGAAGAUGGAAGCCGGAGAUUUGGGUACUGCAGGAGGUUAAUGCCCAAUGGGAAAGGACCUCGCCUGCCUGAGGUUUACUGCGUCAUCAGCCGGCUGGGCUGUUUCAACUUGUUCUCCAAGAUUCUGGACGAGGUAGAGAAGCGGCGAAGCAUCUCGGCAGCGCUGGUCUACCCCUUCAUGAGAAGUCUGAUGGAGUCGCCCUUCCCUGCUCCGGGCAAAACCAUCAAAGUCAAGACCUUCCUGCCUGGUGCAGGGAAUGAGGUUAUGGAGCUGAGGCGACCCAUGGACUCCCGGCUGGAGCAUGUGGACCUGGAGAGCCUCUUCAGCUGCCUGAGCGUGCGUCAGGUCAUACGGGUCUUUGCCUCGCUGCUCCUGGAGCGCAGGGUCAUCUUCGUGGCCGACAAACUCAGCACUCUGUCCAGCUGCGUGCAUGCAGUGGUGGCCCUGCUCUACCCCUUCUCCUGGCAGCACACCUUCAUCCCCGUGCUGCCCUCCUCCAUGGUGGACAUCGUGUGCUGCCCCACGCCCUUCCUGGUGGGCAUCCUCUCCAGCUCGCUGCCCAAGCUGAAAGAUCUCCCCGUGGAGGAGGUUUUAACAGUGGACCUGAGGAAAGACCGGUUCAUUAGACAGAUGGAUGAUGAGGCCACACUGUUGCCACGGAAACUCCAGGCUGCCCUGGAGCACGCUCUCGAACAGAGGAAAGACCUCAUCAGUCAGGACUCUGACAGCGAAUCGGAUGAAGAAUGUAACUCCCUCAACAAUGUGGUAUCGGAGGCUUUUAUCCGCUUCUUCCUGGAGACGAUUGGACAUUACUCCCUGUUCAUGACCCAGAACGAACAGGGCGAGCGCGUUUUUCAGAGGGAGGCCUUUCGCAAGUCUGUGGCCUCCAAGAGUGUCCGCCGUUUCCUGGGCGUUUUUAUGGAGUCCCAGAUGUUUGCUGGUUUCAUCCAGGACCGGGAACUCCGCAAGUGUCGAGCCAAGGGGCUCUUUGAGCAAAGAGUGGAGCAGUACCUGGAGGAGCUGCCCGACACUGAGCAGAGCGGGGUCAACAAGUUCUUCAAAGAGUUGGGUAGUAAAAUGAAGUUUCUGCACAAAAAGAACUAAAGGAACCCCAUUCUACUGUACACAUUUUACCAAAUACCAACGACGGUGAAAUAUUCAGUCUUAUUGCAUAGCGUGCACAUUACAAGACCCGGUAUACCCAAUACAUGGAUAUCUUCAAUAUUGGGCUGUACCUAAGUUCAUAUUUUGUACAAAGAGAAAUCACUGUAAGCUUGUUGUCAUACCCGUUAGGCUUCUAGUUACUUUUGUAGAUUAAUUCCAACGGGGCUUUGAGUGGUUGCAAUGUGGAUGGUAGCUAAUGUGCAUUUGACUGUUCCCAGAAUAACCACUGACUUAGAAAAGGUAUGUGGAGGAUCAGAUCACAUAUGAAGAAUGGCUCCACCAAGUGCUAGAUCUCUCUCAUUGUGUGAAUGUUGCUUUUGUCUGCUGUCUAGCGUGCUACACCAUCAUGGUACUUUAGAUGAGGACAACCUGUGCAUUAAACAGCUGGAAGUUUAUGUAUAUGCGUUAAGGUACAUGAAGAACAUACUUGUUAACAACCCAAUUGCUUUGUAUCUUGUAAAUUUCUAAAAAAAACAAUGUUUUAAGAACAUGUGUGAACUUCG